Molecule: messenger RNA, 7127 nt
Organism: Globicephala melas (long-finned pilot whale)
Lineage: Eukaryota; Metazoa; Chordata; Mammalia; Artiodactyla; Delphinidae
Gene: ZKSCAN4
Product: zinc finger with KRAB and SCAN domains 4
Biological process (GO): regulation of transcription by RNA polymerase II
Cellular component (GO): nucleoplasm
Molecular function (GO): RNA polymerase II cis-regulatory region sequence-specific DNA binding; DNA-binding transcription repressor activity, RNA polymerase II-specific
Source: RefSeq, a predicted model, not a curated record
CUUCCUGUGCCCCAUCCUCAAUUUUUCUCCAGCAUCUGGAAUCUGUUCAUUCCACCAAGACAUCCUUUGGGGUUACUUAUUGUGGGAUUCGGGGUGGGGUGCAGAGGAGGACGCUGCAAAGGCACGGACUACAGGGGGCAAUCUGUGAAGUUGCGCCCCAGGGGUGUCCUGGGCCCCUGGACACGCGGAAGGGGACCACUGCAGUUUUACAGUAUAAUUGUGAUUUCCCACCUUUCAAGAAUUUUCCGAAGAAAUACAGCUCCCAGCUAGACUGAGGCCCAAGUACUGCCUUGGUCCAGGAUGGCUAGAGAAUCGAAGGAAAGCGCAGCCUUGGACGCCCAGUCUGCAGAGGACCGGACCGGGAUCCUGACCGUGAAGGUGGAGAAGGAGGAAGCCUCCGCCUUGGCUGCUGAGGCGGGCGCCCCAGGCAGCCCAGCUCCGGGCUCCGAGCACUCCCGCCAGCGCUUCCGAGGCUUCCGCUACCCGGAGGCUGAGGGGCCCCGCGAGGCUCUGAGCCGGCUCCGGGAGCUCUGCCGACUGUGGCUGCGGCCAGAGGUGCACACUAAGGAGCAGAUCCUGGAAGUGCUGGUGCUGGAGCAGUUCCUGACCAUCCUGCCGGGGGACCUGCAGAGCUGGGUGCGGAAGCAGCAUCCGGAGAGCGGGGAGGAGGUGGUGGUGCUCUUGGAGUAUUUGGAGAAGCAGUUGGAUGAGCCGAUGCCGCAGGUCCCAGGUGGUGACCAGGGGCAAGAACUGUUCUGUUGCAAGAUGGCAGUGUUGACACCAGCUCAGAGGUCACGAAAUACCCAGUUCCAGCCAAGAAAGGCUCCACUCAAGCAUGAAUCUCUGGGAUCCCACUCCUUACCAGACAGAAUUCUCCAGGUUCCUAGGCUUGCCUCUGGAGGGCGCUGCAGAGGAGAUGAAGUGGUAGCCGCCAGGCUUGCCCCAGAGUCCCAGGGGCUGCUGAAAAUGGAAGAUGUGGCCCUGACCCUCACUCCUGGAUGGACACAGCUGGAUUCAUCUCAGGUGAACUUCUACAGAGAUGAAAGGCAGGAGAACUGUGGCAGCCUGAUCUCCUUGGGUGGUGCAGUGCAGACGAAGAUCAGGGACCUGCCUCCAGACGAGGACCAUCCAGGACAAGAGUCUGGGCAGAUGCCAUGCCACCUGGGUGAAGCCAUUGGCCAGAUUCCUGCACGUGCAGAAGCUGGUGAUCAGGAGGGCAGGUUGCAAAGAAAGCAGAAAAGUGCUGCAGGGAAUAGGCGGCAUUAUUGCCAUGAAUGUGGAAAGACUUUUGCUCAGAGUUCAGGCCUGACUAAGCACAGGAGAAUCCACACUGGGGAGAAACCCUAUGAAUGUGAGGAGUGUGGCAAGACCUUCAUCGGGAGCUCUGCCCUCGUCAUUCAUCAGAGAGUCCACACUGGGGAGAAACCAUAUGAGUGUGAGGAAUGUGGCAAAGUCUUCAGUCACAGUUCAAACCUUAUCAAACACCAGAGAACUCACACCGGGGAGAAGCCCUACGAGUGUGAUGACUGCGGGAAAACCUUUAGCCAGAGCUGCAGCCUCCUUGAACAUCGCAAGAUCCACACUGGGGAGAAGCCAUACCAGUGCAAUGUGUGCGGCAAAGCCUUUAGGCGCAACUCACAUCUCCUGAGACAUCAGAGGAUCCACGGCGAUAAAAACGUUCAGAAUCCUGACCGUGGAGAGACCUGGGAGAGUCAGGGGAGGAUGGGAAGCCAGUGGGAAAAUGUUGAGGCUCCCGUGUCUUAUAAAUGUAAUGAGUGUGAGAGAAGUUUCACUAGGAAUAGAAGCCUUAUUGAGCACCAAAAAAUCCACACUGGUGAGAAACCCUAUCAGUGUGAUACAUGCGGAAAAGGCUUCACCCGAACUUCAUACCUUAUUCAACAUCAGAGAAGCCACGCUGGGAAAAAAAUUCUGUCUCCAUGACCCAUGUCUUAUAUGCCAGAGUUGGUGCUCACUCCUCGUUGAACUGAAGCCACCCUGGAGCCCUUGCUGACUAGAAAAUUGUGAGCUGGGCUUUAUUUACUCCCACACGUCAUCAGGUGUUUGUUAGAAAAUAGAGACUGGCUGAGAUGAAUUAUCUUCUACAUCUUAGAAGGUGAUUGAAAAAAAAAAAACAACUUGUUUGAUAAGAGGCUAUGGGAGAGUUGUCUGGAAGAGGUCAGACCUGAAACGAUUCUCACCUUUUAGACUUAAAUGGGCUUCUAGACUGGCUAAUUAAUCACCCUCGGCCAGCACUUUAUGACGUCUCCUGGGUGGAUGGCUCUGAUUUGGGGGGCUGCUGCUCUGACUGUUCAUUUUGCCUAUAAUGAAUUCCUCACCAGUUGGUUGGAUCAAUGAUGUCUUAUACCCCCAUUGUGCCUUGCAUACAGGUGCUAUAAACAUUUAUUAAAUAUACCAGUGAAACGACCUUCAUAGCUCUGAAAAUCUAAUGUUGUCUAGAUUUCUGAGGACUAUCUAAGGCCAUUUGUGUUCGUCUAAUUCUCUGAGGUUCUAGAUUCUGGGUCUAGAAUAUUUAUCUAGAUUCGGAUUCUAGUAUAUUUAUUGUCAAAUAUGUAAGAUUGUCAGAGUUGGGGUGGAGGAAUCCAUAUUUCUUCACCAGCAUAGUAGUUAUAGUAAGAAUGCCUUAAACAGCUUCUUUAUCAUUAAGACAUUGUGAGACUGCUCCAUCUGUACAAUUCCAGUCUAUAGUCAAUGUUAACUACAUUAGUUCAUAUUAAUUUUGCUACUCUUUAGGGGGAAACCUUUCACAUUCAGGUAAAUAAAAAUCAAUUUAUCAAGUCAGAUCAAAACUAUUAUGAAUCUUGAUGAAAAUCCUAUGAUGCGAGAAUUCCCUGGCUGUCCAGUGGUUAGGACUUCACACUGCCACUGCUGAGGGCCAGGUUCAAUUCUUAGUUCGGGAACUAAAAUCCCACAGGCUGUGCAGCCAAAAAAAUUUAAAAAUUAAGAAAAAAAAGUCCUAUGAUCCUCAACAGCUUGUUUCUCACCUUUCGGUUAUCUUGGGCCUAACCAAAUGCCAAGACACCAUCCAUAUCCCUCUCUCCCAACUUAAAGCCAAGUGUGCAUGAAAGCUCAUGCCAGCUAAGCUUCAACACCCUCCAGGUCAGAGGAUUCACACCAAACAUUUAUAACAAGUAUUGUUCAUGUUUUUAAAACUGCCCUGUGGUUGGGGAGAGGGAGAUUGGGUCAGAGGCAGCCAAUGUUGAUAGAGACCCAAGUAUGGGCAGUAGGAGAAAAUGUAUCUUUUCAGAAACACAUUGGGAGUCCUGGGUAUCUGACCAAAACGAUUCCACAACAUUCAAAGUAUCAACCUGUGAAGUCAAGACUCUCAAGAAUUUCAUGAUAUCUCCUGUUUUCACCCAGAUCACCUUCUGCUAAGUUCUUCAGAGACUGCUACCUUCUUCGUAGGUGCCUGAGUGCCCGUCCCCAGCUUCCAGCUUUAACAAGAAUGGGUUCUGCCUCUGAGGAAAUCGUCCCCAGCAUGGCGUUUUCUUCUGUUCUCAAGUACCCUUGCUGGAUUCCUGCUCUGAAGUACCCCUGGCUGACUAGGGACUUUGCAAACGGUGGGGCUCUUCCUUUAUCAUUUCCCUACAAUCUUUCAUUGCCUUCAUUAUCCCCUUGUUGCAGUAUAAUUUAAAACACUAGUGUUCUAAAAUCCUGUAGACGUCCUCUAGUUAAUCUUUUCUAGCCUUUUAAAAUUUCCUUUUAAAUUAACCGUAUUUUUGUUACCUCCGCAAAGCUAGCCCUUUCCUCUUGUCUCCUUAUCUUUAUUUUUCCUAAAUAUUUGCUAAUAGCCCUGAUCUUAAACAUUGUUCAUUUUUCUUUGGUGUUUGUUUCUUAUGUCAUGUAAAGAGAUACAUAUAAAGCCUUUUACAAAGCAGAAAACAUUAUACACUUAAUAAGUAUAAUUUAUUGAGAUUAACAAAGGACCACUGCACCUCCUUUCACUCUUUCUGCUCCUUCCAAACCUAAAAAACUUCUCCGUAGAGGAAGGAAAGAUUAUAGAAAAAUACUUUUGAGUGCCUACUAUGCCUGACAAUGAAAGCGAUAAAGCAUACACACACACAUGCAUACAUACUUGGGCUUAAGCUUUCAGUAUAGUAAUAUUGAUAAGACUUGCACAUAAAAAUAAGACAGUGCCAUGGUAAAUAACUUGUGAGUGGUGAACUGAAUGCUGUGGAAGUUCAGAGGAGGGAAAGGUUACUUCUGGCUGUGUGCUAUUGCAUGGACAGGGUGACAUGUUAGCUGAAAAGACUAAAGGAGUUUGUCAAAUUUAGUAACUAAGGCAAGUUUGAAGAGAUACAUACAUUGUAGCGGCCUUCAAUGCCAGAGCAAGGGGUUGAAAUUUUAUUCAGUAACACUGGGGAGCCACUGACAUUUUAUGAUAAAGAUAUUAUUUAGGAAACUAUCUGGCAUUAUUGUAUAAUUUCAGAUUAAAAAGUUACUUUGCUGAUAGGCUUUUAGACACCCCACUUUUGUAUAUAACAAAUGUGUGUUUAUAAGUAAGUGAAUUAUAAAAUGGGUUUAACUCUAGCCUAUUUAAAAGGAUGGUCAAAAAAAUUAUUUUCAGAUGAAAUUAGACCCCAUAGAAUAAGCUGCUUAGUUAGAUAUAAGCAGUAUAUAAAGUGGAAUAAAACGUCACUUUUCAUGCUUUUAAAAAUUGUAUUUAGGAAUUUUAGUGUCAAUUAACCAUUCUGUUGGAUUGGCCAAAAAGUCCAUUGGGAUUUUGGAAGUUUUUGGCCAAUCCAAUACUUCACUUCUCCAAUUGAAACAAUGCUGAAAUCCCCCAUUUUCUUUCUUCUUCCUUUUCAUUAAUAAGUAACUAAUGAUAGCUAUUUUUUCUACUUGGGUAGAAAAAGAGAUUUUUAAUGAAUAGCCCUCCUAGAUGGGUUCUUAAUUUCGGUAAAGAUGUGUGUAUUCCUGCGAAAGAUUCUGUUUCUUUUCCUUCUCCGGCUGCGUUGGUCUUCGUUGCUGCGCACGGGCUUACUCUACUUGCGGGUGAGCGGGGGCUACUCUUUGUUGCGGUGCAUGGGCUUCUCAUCGUGGUGGCUUCUCUUGUUGCAGAGCAUAGGCUCUAGGCGCCCGGGCUUCAGUUAUGGUGCAGGGGCUCAGUAGUAGUGGCUCACAGGCUCUAGAGCAUAGGCUCAGUAGUUGUAGCACACGGGCUUAGUUGCUCCGGGGCACGUGGGAUCUUCCCAUGUCCCCUUCAUUGGCAGGCGGAUUCUUAACCACUGCGCCAGCAGGGAAGUCCCUCUUUCUCCUCCUUUAGUGGGAAAAAAAAUAGUAGGAGUGCCAACUUACCUCACAGGCUUGCGAGGAUCUGCUCAGACAAAUAAGAAGUGCUGGGUAAAUAAUCUGAAAACGUUAAUAUAGAUAGAGAAAUGGAGGUUAAACACUUUGUUAGCCAAAACCUCUAUAUAUUGGAAUGACAAUUGUUUAAUAGUAAAGGCUCUCUAAAAAAAGUGUCCUGACACAAGCGAGUGACAGUGUUGAUCUUAUCUUGUAGUGAUGUCCCAAAUCAUCUGUGUGGUUCCAUCUCAAUUAUUCAUAAUGAGAACUUUACUCAGUAAACUUAACUUAUCUACUUUUCUCUAAACACACUUUUUAGUCUAUCUUUUGUUACUCCUUGUGAUAGCUAAAAUUGGGUCUGACGAAUUCAAAUGCAGGAACUUUUUUUCAGUCAGUUCUGAAAUGUGGUACCUGUUUUGUACGUUUUAAAUGGAGUUGCUGCUACAGAAAUAUCUGGGGAUGACUACUUUCCUGUGGACUUUUUUUGUUAACAUAACAUUUUAUUGUAGAAAUAUCCUUUUAUUUCUGCAUCUACCCACAUUUCUCACUUUGUCUGUAGCAUUAGCAAGUCCUUUCUGUUUACCACAUCAAUCUAAGACCUUGGAAUUUGAACAUAGCAAGUGCUCCUGGUCUCCUUUCCCAAUUAAUGGCUGAAUACUGUGAUGUAUUCCUGCCUGUUCGAUGUAUUUUGUUUAUUAGGAAUUGGGUUGUCAUCCAAAAUCCUCUGCACAACUUUCCAAAUUCCCAUUUUUAUUCAAAUUUCUAAGCUACUUCAAGAUUUUUAAGGGUCUAGGAAAAAAAAAAUCUGAACAACCCUAAUGUAAUUUAUUUGUAUAAUAGUAAUAAACCAUGUGAUUAUUCCUUUCAUCUGAGCGAAUUCUUAAACAACUAACACAUUGCAUAAUUUCCAAGCUGUCAGAAAAUAACUAUAGUUUCAGGUAUUAACUAAAGUGUUAAAAAUUUUAACCGUUUUCUUCCCUCUGUUCCUCACCAAUUCUGCCCAUCAGCAUUGGGAUCCUCGGAAAUGAAGUUUGUAGCCUUUCAGACCCGCUACAGCAGGGGGUAUAGAAGGGCUGAGACAUAUGUGUGAGAUAAAUGACAGGCUUACCAGAGCAUCCUUAGCCCCUAGCAGAGUUCCUAUUAAAUGAGUGAAUCUGGAAAUUGAUCCAGCUUGUUCUUUUGUAUUAUUUGUGAAAUAAAAUUCAUAUUUUAUGGCAAGACAAGGAAAACUUAAACAUAAAAAAUUUUCUCUGGGGACUUCCCUGGCAGUCCAGUGGUUAAGACUCUGCAUUUCCACUGCAGGGGGCCUGGGUUCGAUCCCUGGUCGGGGAACUAAGAUCCCUCAUGCCACGUGGUGUGGCCAAAAGAAAAAAAAUUUUUUUUUUCUCUGCUCUUUGGCCUCCUCUCUUUCCUCUACUGUGCAUUGUGUAUCUGCAUUAUGCAUCAACCAAACCUCCCCAUCAGCAGAAAUACCUGUUCAACCAUAAAGAGAAACAUUCUAGCACCAACAAGGUACUCCUUAAAAGGUAACAUUCCUUCUUAAUGGGAAAAAAAGCCCCUUAAAAUGAAAUGUAGAGAAAAGCUCUCUCUCCAUGUUUGGGCCUCUGUCAUCUUUAGAAAAAUUCACUCUGGAGUUAGUUUAUAAAUGUGAUCAUAUUGUCUAUGGCACUGCUUUUGCUCUACAAUGGCAGCACCCCAAUUAAGCAAAAUGUUAUUUUCUCAAAAAAUUUUUUUCAUUCUUCCCAUCAGAAGACCUGUAUUACGAAAAAUUGUACUCAAUUAUUAUAGUUUGAAUAAGAUAAUUGUAUUUCAUUAAUAAAAAU